CCUCUUCUUCCUAGCCAACUCUUUCUCGCUGCUGCUGCUGCUGCUGCUUUUUGCACGCCCUUCUCCUCGCCAUGACAGACAUCGGUCAGCUCUCGUCUCUACUGGAGAAGACGCUUGACACCAAUCCGACGAAUCGAGCUGGAGCUGAGCAGCAGCUUACGAGCCUAUCAACGUCGAACCCUUCUCACAUUUCGACGUUGCUCCAGAUCAUUGCGGCUGCAGAAUCACCCAUUCCCAUUCGAUUGGCAGCAGCGAUCCAUCUCAAGAACAUCAUUCGCUCAAGAUGGGAUGCCGAUGAUGCGCACGACGCAGGGCUGCCAGUUGUAGACGAAGGAGCCAAGGCUGCGCUGCGAGAGAAUCUUCUUCCCCUCCUACUGUCGCUCUCUCACCUCAACAGCCCUGCGCCGCUCCCGCUGCGACUACAGCUCAACACAUCGCUUUCCCUUGUAGCAUCACAUGACUUUCCACGCCUCUGGACUGGCCUCUUGGACGAUAUCAUCAGCAAUGUAGCUUCGCCGAACGCAGACCUCGGCGUCGUCCAGGCUUGCUUCUCAACGCUGCAUGAGGUGACAAAGAGCUGGAGAGGCCAGUUCAGGAGCGACAAGCUCUACGAGGAAAUCAAUUUUGUCCUGGGCAAGUUCGCGCCCCUUUGGUGGACUGGCAUACAGGCCACUCAUCAAGCUCUGCUCGACCCAUCGACACCUGCUUCACAAUUUGCGCCUCUGCUCAGCAUCCUGCAUACCUACAUACUCCUCUUCUACGACCUCUCAUGCCAGGACUUGCCGCCUCUCUUUGAAGACAACAUCGCUCCCAUCUCCGAGCUUCUCCUCCACUGGCUGUCAUAUACACCAGAAUCGUCGCGCCUCCCACCCAAUGACGAUGACGACAAGCCAGACGAGCUUACCAAAGUUCGCGCAGCAGUCUGCGAGGCCGCCGAGCUGUAUGCACAGCGCUAUCUCGACGCGUGGGAGCCGCAGGUGGCGGGCUUCGUCCAGGCGGUGUGGGAGAUGCUGGGCAAGCUAGAGGGCAAGACGGGUGGAAAGUACGAUGGCUUGCUGUCAAAAGCGCUCAGCUUUUUGAGCGUCAUUGUACGACAGCCAUCACUUCGGCACCUCUUCUCAUCAGCAGAGGGAGGAGCUGGUGUGAUGGAGUCCCUGGUGCAGCGCGUCAUCCUGCCCAAUGUUGGCAUGAAGGAGAGCGAAGAGGAAAUGUUCGAGGACGAGCCGCUUGCAUGGGUCAAGCGCGAGGUUGAGGGAAGCACAGAGACGGACACUCCACGCCUCUCAUCACUAGCGUUCCUGCGCUCUCUCCUCGAGCACUUCACGCAAGAGAUCACCGGCAUCAUCUCAAGAUACAUUCAGACGUAUCUUGAACAGUACACCGCCAACCCCCCGACCGAGUGGCGCAAAAAGGACGCAGCCAUCUGGCUCAUGACGGGCGUUGCGGCCAAGGGCUCCACUGGCCGACACGGCGUCUCGCAGGCAUCUACGAACAGCCUCGUUGACGUGGUCGACUUCUUCUCCAAUCACAUUUUUGCCGAUCUGCAAGCAUCAGAGGGCAGCGUCAAUCCUAUCCUCAAGGUUGAUGCUAUCCGUUACCUACACACUUUCAGGAAUCAGCUCACAAAAGAGCAGCUCCUCAGCGUCCUCCCUCUCCUCGUCCACCACCUGCAGAGCGACAAUGUUGGUAUCGCGACCUACGCCUCCAUCGCUGUCGAAAGCAUCCUCGUCAUCCGCGGCCCGAACAACUCUAUGCUGUUCACACCGGAAGAUGUCCAAACCUUCGCUGAGCCCACGCUCCUCGCCCUCUUCGGGAAGAUCGAGGCUGGCGAGACGCCAGAGAAGGUCGCAGAGAACGAAUUUUACAUGAAAGGAGUCAUGCGCGUCUUGACCACAGGACGUGAGCAGGUAGCAAGCAAGGUCCACUCGGUGCUCCUUGACCACCUCGCCAAGAUCAUCAGCAUCAUCGCCAAGAAUCCUUCAAAUCCACGCUUCUCCCAAUUCGCUUUCGAGUCGGUGGCUGCGCUUGUGCGAUACGCACUCGCGGCCGACCCGGCAAGCAUUGCGCGAUUCGAGGAGCUGCUCUUUCCCCCCUUUACAGCCAUCCUUCAGCAGGAGGUAGCCGAAUUUGUCCCUUUCGUCUUCCAGCUCCUCUCACAGCUGCUGGAAGCCCGCCAAUCGCAGGAUGGGCAGCUUCCAGCGUCGUACCAGAGCUUGCUGCCGUCACUGCUCACUCCGACGCUCUGGCAGUCAAGAGGCAAUGUGCCCGCUCUCGUGCGCCUGAUGCAGGCCUACCUCACCAAGGCGUCAGCGGCCAUGGUGGCCAACAACCAGAUCUCGCCCGUAUUGGGCAUCUACCAGCAGCUCAUUGCGAGCAGGAUCAACGAUGAAUUCGGCUUUGAGCUGAUGCAAACCGUCUUCGAGACCGUCGACGAAUCGGCAUUGCAGCCCUUCAAGUCAGCAGUCAUGACCCUCAUGCUCACCCGUCUGCAAAACUCCCGCACGGACAAGUUCGUGCGCGGUUUUGUUGGCUUUGUGGCCUCCCUCGCCCUCAUCAGGCGCAAAGGCAAUACCUACCCCGAAGCCACCUUCCAAGCAUUCGACUCUGUCCAGCCCGGCCUAUUCACUCAGCUCGUGCAAGGUAUCAUCGCGGCAGAGGUGCCUAAGACGACCGCUCGACGCAAGCCCCUCGUGGUCGUCGGACUCGGUCGCCUCCUCACCGAGUCGCCCUCUAUGCUUACUUCCGAAGCCCUCGCCCCUGUCUGGGCACCGCUACUGGGCGCCCUCGUCACCCUCUCCCGUGACUCGUCCAUCGCAGCUAAGAGCAUUGAAGCCCAACAAGCCGAGGCUGACGAGGUGUACGCGGAAGAAUGGGAGGAGCAGAACACUUUCCAGGCUGGCUUCUCCAAGCUGGCAGCAAGUGCACCGAGAGGCACGGAGGCGAGGGACGUCGUUGCUGUCAGGGAGGUGAUGGGAGCAGACUCCGGGAAGGAUGUGGGGGAGUGGCUUGUUGAGCAGGUCGUCAAGGCGAGUCAAAGGCAGCCGGGCAGAUUGCAGGGUUUGCUGGCGGGUAUGGACCCGAAGGCGGGUCAGGCAAUGCAGGCGAUGCUGGCGCAGAAGGGCCUGAAUAUCGCGUAGACAAGCGCAAUGACAAUGCUGUUAGUAUGAUUUCGGAACGUCUGCGUAGCUGCUACGACAAUAGAAUAUCCGCCUCCAGUCGUUGUUCAUUCCCCCUCUUUCUGCUUGUGACCCUUUCCCUCCCCCUCUCCACCCUCGCGCUGCUCUCUCUUCUUUCUCGUGUUUCUUUCAACUCUAGCUCUCCUUGCCUCCUUCGCAAUCAUCAGCAUCUCUGGGCUGAAGACCAUCCGCGACCGGGCCUCUUCCCGCCUCCACGCCUCGCUUAUAACCUGUUGUCGCUGCUUCACGACGUCCAACCAGAUCUUCGGGGGAUCGGUCCGUGUCUCGCCCUGGCCGCUCGCCCGUAAUUGGGCCAUGAUCCUGUCCUCCUCCAACAACAUACCC
Messenger RNA from Jaminaea rosea, 3521 nucleotides. RefSeq names its product Cse1-domain-containing protein. Gene Ontology annotation, cellular component: nuclear envelope; cytosol. Lineage: Eukaryota; Fungi; Basidiomycota; Exobasidiomycetes; Microstromatales. The record is from RefSeq and is a predicted model, not a curated record. Gene Ontology annotation, biological process: protein import into nucleus; protein export from nucleus. The transcript has 3 exons. Bases 72 to 3137 code for a protein of 1021 amino acids. Gene Ontology annotation, molecular function: small GTPase binding; nuclear export signal receptor activity.